Messenger RNA from Neopsephotus bourkii (Bourke's parrot), 2156 nucleotides. RefSeq names its product Zic family member 3 (gene ZIC3). Gene Ontology annotation, biological process: regulation of transcription by RNA polymerase II; central nervous system development. NCBI's taxonomy places the organism in Eukaryota, Metazoa, Chordata, Aves, Psittaciformes, Psittacidae. The coding region runs from base 58 to 1446 and encodes 462 amino acids. Gene Ontology annotation, cellular component: nucleus. Gene Ontology annotation, molecular function: RNA polymerase II cis-regulatory region sequence-specific DNA binding; DNA-binding transcription factor activity, RNA polymerase II-specific. The record is from RefSeq and is a predicted model, not a curated record. The transcript has 3 exons.
GGGGUAAGGGGAGGAAGGGGGGGGUCAGGCUGCCGCCGCGCCGACGGCCCCGCUCCCAUGACGAUGCUGCUGGACGGAGGGCCGCAGUUCCCGGCGCUGGGGGUGGGCGGCUUUGCGGCGCCCCGCCACCACGAGAUGCCGGGCCGGGAAGCUGCCGCCGCCGGCAUGGGGCUGGGCCCCUUCGGGGACUCCUCGCACGCUGCUGCCUUCAAGCUGAACGCGGCCCCGCACGACCUCGCCGCCGGGCAGAGCUCGGCGUUCACGCCGCAAGCGCCGGGCUACGCCAGCGCCUUGGGCCAUCACCACCAUCACCACCACCACGCCGGCCAGGUGCCCUCCUACGGCGGGGCCGCCGCCUUCAACUCCACCCGCGACUUUCUGUUCCGCAACCGCGGCUCCGGUAUCGCGGACGCCGCCUCCGGCACGGCUCAACACGGGCUUUUCGGCGGCUCCCCCGGAGGUCUGCACGGCCCCGGCAGCAUCCCGGACACCCCGGGCUACCUGCUGUUCCCGGGGCUCCACGAGCAGAGCCCGAGCCACACGUCCCCCAACGGGCAUGUGGACAACGGGCAGAUGCACCUCGGGCUGCGCGGGGACCUCUUCGGGCGACCGGACCCGUACCGGGCCGUCUCCAGCCCCCGAACGGACCCUUACGCCGGCGCCCAGUUCCACAACUACAACCACAUGAACAUGAAUAUGGGCAUGAACGUGGCGGCCCACCACCAUCACCACCACCACCACGGCCCCGGAGCUUUCUUUCGGUACAUGCGCCAGCCCAUCAAGCAAGAAUUGUCCUGCAAGUGGCUCGACGAGAGCCAGCUCAGCCGGCCCAAGAAGAGCUGCGACAGGACUUUCAGCACCAUGCACGAACUGGUGACCCAUGUCACCAUGGAGCACGUCGGGGGGCCGGAGCAGAACAACCACAUCUGCUACUGGGACGAGUGUCCGCGGGAAGGCAAGUCCUUCAAGGCGAAAUACAAACUGGUGAACCACAUUCGGGUGCACACGGGGGAGAAGCCCUUCCCCUGUCCCUUCCCGGGAUGCGGCAAGAUCUUUGCCCGCUCCGAGAACCUCAAGAUUCACAAGCGGACGCACACAGGUGAGAAGCCCUUCAAGUGCGAGUUUGAGGGCUGCGACCGGCGCUUCGCCAACAGCAGCGACAGGAAGAAACACAUGCACGUCCACACCUCGGACAAGCCCUACAUCUGCAAGGUGUGCGACAAAUCCUACACCCACCCCAGCUCACUUAGGAAACACAUGAAGGUGCACGAAUCCCAGGGGUCGGACUCUUCCCCUGCAGCCAGUUCGGGCUACGAGUCCUCCACCCCCCCCGCGGUGGGCUCUGCCGGCAGUAAGGACUCCACUAAAACGCCGCCGGCCGCCCUGCAGAGUAACCCCGGCCACAACCCUGGACUGCCCCCCAAUUUUAACGAGUGGUACGUGUGAAGGCAGCUGCUGCCCGGCCACAGACUGGACCAAACGCGUUGGGAACGAGGGGAAAACAGCAAUCCGGGACAAAACCAAGCCAGCUGCAGCUCGCUCCCACGGAAAUGGAGUUCCCACACCGAUGACCGCAUAGGGCUACACCUAGUUAAUGCCAGGAGCCGGAUAGGGGGGGGGGGGGUGUUAUUAUUAUGUUAUAAUUAUUCCUAUUUUUUGCAAGCCCAGACGCUGGACUAGCCAUGUCCUUUUCUCAGGAUUAGAUUUCUCUUUUUGCCCCUCUUUUUUGUUGUCAUUUUUUGCAGUCGUCUGUUAUUCCCCCCUCCCCCCCUUUCCCAAAUCCCUCUUCCUCCGAUUCCCCACUUUGAUUUAUUUUAUUUUUUUUUUCCUUCUCCAUUUGUUUUGGUUUUUCCUUCUUUCGGUGGGAUGUUGACAUGAGAAUGAAAAUUCUCCUUCGCCUUAGUGGUGAUUGUUGAAACUUACAGUCUUAAACCGUGCCAAAGUCCUGUUAUGUCUUGAACUUUCCUCUCUAGCUCUCCUGCUGCUUCUUUCUCUGCUCUCCUCCUCUUUCUCUCCUUCUCUCUCUCUCCAAGCAUUACACUUGUGAAUGUAUUCUCGUCUGAUGGGGUCGGUCAGUAUUUUUCAGGAUGAGGAUGUGGUGUUUAUUCUACCCAGAUUGUGACGUUUAGUAUUAAACAGUUGCCUUUUUGUAAGAA